Molecule: messenger RNA, 486 nt
Organism: Dictyostelium discoideum AX4
Lineage: Eukaryota; Evosea; Eumycetozoa; Dictyosteliales; Dictyosteliaceae
Product: prefoldin alpha subunit family protein
Exons: 3
Coding region: 1-486 (161 amino acids)
Biological process (GO): negative regulation of transcription by RNA polymerase II
Molecular function (GO): transcription corepressor activity
Source: RefSeq, a predicted model, not a curated record
AUGGUUUCACAUUCACAUUCGCAUACUCAUCAAAAUCAAAAAGAUAUAGAAAAAGAAAAAUUAUUAAAAGAAAGAUUAGAUUCAAUAAAAUAUUAUGAAACUUUUAUAAAUGAAACAUUAAAUGUUGAUUUAAAUAAAUCUAUAGAGGAUAGAGAAAAAGUUUUAGAAAAUUUAGAAAAUUAUUUAGAGUUAAAAAGUAAUAUAGAAUUAUUAAUUGAAAAUAAAAUGGAUUCAAUGAAAACAAUGAUAAAUUUAGGUUCAGAAUGUUAUGUUAAAGCAAGAGUACAAGAUACAAGUUAUAUAUAUGUUGAUAUAGGGUUAGGAAUUCAUGUUAAAUAUACAUUAGAAGAGGCAAUUAAAUUUAUUAAUGAAAAAGAAACAUUUUUAAACAAAACGGUUGAAAAUCAAACAAAGAAAAUUAAUCAGAUUAAAACAAAGAUAGAUUUAAUACAAAAUGGUCUUAAAGAAUUAAAACAUUUAGAAUAA